Messenger RNA from Pseudonaja textilis, 1040 nucleotides. Lineage: Eukaryota; Metazoa; Chordata; Lepidosauria; Squamata; Elapidae. The record is from RefSeq and is a predicted model, not a curated record.
AGUCCAGUUGCCUCUUGAAAAAGCACCUUAGGAACAACCAUGACCUGGAUGACUGACAGAAUAAAGAAGUUGUGUAGUUUAUUUUGUGACUUAUAUCAUACAAAAAAAAAACCCCAGCAAACCUUAUAGAUUAAGCAUGGUAUAAUCAAGAAAAUGGUGCUGUGGAAAAAGAUAUGAUUCUGAUCUGUUUUGGUUUUUAGGAUAUGCCAUUUACCUGUGAAGGCAUCACUCCUGAUAUCAUUAUCAAUCCGCACGCUAUCCCUUCGCGAAUGACCAUUGGUCACUUGAUUGAAUGUCUUCAAGGAAAGGUAUCAGCAAAUAAAGGGGAGAUAGGUGAUGCUACACCUUUUAACGAUGCAGUCAACGUGCAGAAGAUUUCAAACUUGCUCUCUGAUUAUGGGUAUCAUCUGAGAGGAAAUGAGGUAAUCUGAUACAACGAAUGAGUGAUAAGUCUCAUUCUGUCUGCUCUCUGCACUGAUAUGCUAUUACAACAGGAGGAAUUUUUUUUUUCAGGUUCUGUAUAAUGGCUUUACUGGUCGCAAAAUCACAUCACAGAUCUUUAUCGGCCCCACUUACUAUCAGCGACUAAAACACAUGGUAGAUGAUAAAAUUCAUUCCAGGGCAAGAGGACCUAUUCAGAUCCUUAACAGGCAGCCUAUGGAGGGUCGAUCUCGUGAUGGAGGUCUUCGGUUUGGAGAGAUGGAACGAGACUGUCAGAUUGCUCAUGGAGCAGCGCAGUUCCUAAGGGAAAGAUUGUUUGAAGCCUCAGAUCCGUAUCAGGUUCAUGUAUGCAACUUGUGCGGGCUAAUGGCGAUAGCAAACACCCGGACCCACACCUAUGAAUGCAGGGGUUGUCGUAAUAAGACACAGAUUUCUCUGGUGAGGAUGCCAUAUGCCUGCAAACUACUUUUCCAAGAACUGAUGUCAAUGAGUAUUGCACCUCGAAUGAUGAGUGUGUAGCCUUCAAACAAUUCACCUUUUUCCUGAAAUUUGUAUUGCCUGCUUUAAGCUUCCUUUUUAAAUGUGUUUUAAAUCCCAAC